CAAUUAUUUUAAAUUUAAAAGCGUACGAAAUUGUAUAAACGUAUUACGUUGCGCUGUGCUCGUUUACAUACAUCGAAAGAUUGCAAGCUCCUGAAAAAGGCAAGAGAAAGGGCUGUCACUUCAGUUGGGACAGAUCGAAAAACUGGCCGCCCUGUUGUGAAUAACGCAUCAGAUCCUCGGUGAGUGAGCCAAAACAUUAGCGCGGCGCCAAGGUCACGAGUAAGAAUGAAUUGUUGGUAGCAUGUUGGGUACACACGCUAGUCGGAUGGCUUAUUAAAAUGUAGCCAAAUACCGCAUAAGUAUGCCUAUAUUUUCCAUUUUGUCAGCUACCGCGAUGUAGAAGUUGGCCAGUCAUCGUCGAUAGCUCAAAGUAAUCGCAAGUCUCUCGGGUGCGUUAUCUCGCGACUCGCUCAUGCAGUCUACCUUAUAAAUAUAGCUGCGAGGAAGCGCGUGUGAGAGUGAUCAGCAGUGACGGCCAGCUGAUAGAUUAUGUGCACAUGUUCGAAGCAGCCUCUCAGUUGACGUAUUAUGCUUUUCGCUGCUCACUGGUGCCUUGCAGAAGAAAAUCCUCGAAAUCCCAAACGCUUUAUUUGUUCAUUUAUGAUAACGUAAUUCGACUGAAUUCCACCACUAACGAUUCAACGGGACUUUGGGAACUCUGCGAGUAAAUCAAGUGUUCGAGCGACUUUGCCAAACAUCAAUCGUCUGGUGAAAUCGAUCGCGACGUUACGCAAUAAAAGUAUAUGAUCAAGUGCGCUUCAAUUAUCUGCGCUGGGUUCAGUUCCUGCGGGCUGCAAGCUCAGCUUACUAGCUUUCGAUUGAGUUUAUUGUGCAUAUGCAGUAUCGGUGCAGUCAUUGUCAGCUUUUAUUGCGGAUUAUUUUACAAAUUGCAGCACAGCCAUAUUUUUCACAAACUCUGGCCAUUCUCGUUUUUUUCGUUUGAUCUGCUGAUUCAGACCAUUUCAAGAUGAGAGUUAUCCUAGUAAAAUUUCGAGAGGUAACCAAAAAAUACCCCGUUGUAAGAGGUAUGGCAUCUUACACAGUCAUUUGGCCAGUUGCCAGUCUCAUUCAACAAAAAAUCACAGGCAAGGAACAGCUUGAUUACAUGCAAGCACUAAGAUUCAGUAUAUAUGGUGGAUGUUUUGUUGCUCCAACUCUUUAUUGUUGGCUCAAAGUUGCUUCGCAUUUCUGGCCCAGAUCUGAUCUCAAAUCAGCCAUAACUAAGGCUUUGGUAGAACAAGUGACGUACGGGCCUAGUGCAAUGUGCUGCUUUUUCUUUGGAAUCAAUUUUUUGGAACUUAAACCAAUUUCAGAAUGCUUAAAUGAAGUUAAAGAAAAAUUUUGGCCAACAUAUAAGGUGGGAAUUUGUGUUUGGCCUUUUCUACAAACAUUCAAUUUUUUGGUUGUGCCAGAAAUAUACAGAGUUGUUUAUGUCAGCAUAUGCAGUCUUAUGUGGACAUCUUUCCUUGCUUACAUGAAAUCUGUUGAAAGUAGAAGAAAUUCUUUAACAAAUGGUGAUGAACCUGAUAAACCAAAAUUAGAUGAACCUUUUAUAAGCAAUAAAAUGGAUGCAAAGCAGAAAGCAUUGAUAGAAGAAGAAACUCACAGAUGGACAUCUGCUUUACAUUGAAUCUUUAGACCAAUUUUAAGCAUAAAAAUAUUUAUGCUGUAGAUAGAUAGUGAAAUUUAUAUUUAUAUUUUGUUACUCUAUUAUUUUAUUUGCAUAUUUGAAAGGCUAAGCUAAUUUACCUUUUUCAAAGUUGUAUGACUUAUAUUACAAAAUGUUUAAUUGAUUUAUAAGAAAACUAAUGAUUUUUUAAAAUUGAAAGUAAUUGAAAGUAUUUUAACAGGGUUAUUUUCUAGCCCUUAUUGUAUAUAAAAUUAUAAUGUCAACUCAGUAUCCAAAAAAGUAAAGUUGGUUUAUCAAAGUAAAUCAACUGAAAGAUACUGUGCUAGCUAAAAUUAUUUUUAUAACAAGUGUAUAUUUGAACACAAAAAUAUGCGUACUCAUAUAAAUAUUUGUAUGCAUGACUGUAAAAAUUGUAAGUGUUAUCUUGAAUAAUGAUUCUAUUUUAACACUUUUAAAGUAAAUACGAAAUUAUUGUCUCUCUAUAUUCCUGGUAAUACAAAAUUGUUUACCCUUAUGAAAGAUAGAAAAUCAAACAAUAAAUCAGAGACUAUUUGACAAAA
This is a messenger RNA of Trichogramma pretiosum, 2190 nucleotides long. RefSeq names its product mpv17-like protein. Bases 968 to 1630 code for a protein of 220 amino acids. The record is from RefSeq and is a predicted model, not a curated record. The transcript has 4 exons. Lineage: Eukaryota; Metazoa; Arthropoda; Insecta; Hymenoptera; Trichogrammatidae. Gene Ontology annotation, cellular component: membrane; cytoplasm.